AUGAGGCUUUUACGGCUCCACUGCAGUAUUGUGGAUCGGACUAUAAUUUACCUGAAUUCACUUGGGGAGACUAAGCAUCAGUAUAAUAAAACAGCAGAAAACUGGAGCACAUUUGGUGCAUCAAAAGGGUACCAGGGGCCAUGGAAAUGGGUAAUCAGGAAGCACAGCCUCCAGUCUGACAGUAUUUCCUGUGGUGUUUUCACAGCUGUGUUUGCUGAGGCCAUUCUAGAAGGCCCAAAGGGGUACCUUGCAUGCUCACCUGCACAGCAAGAGAGAGAGCGACUGGGGUGGUUUCUUUUUAGAUCACUUGAUGAAUGCAGUGAUCUGGCUGGUGACAUCAUGUACCUGGCAACAAAAUUCAUCCCCCAGAAAAAAGUGGCUGAAGGCCUGUUGGAAGAGGGAAAUGUCAAUGAAGCCAUGUUCAAAACAGAAGACUGCAGGAAGACCAUGAACGCUUUACAAGAUGCUUUAGAGAGUAAUUGGGAAACAUUUGACCUGGCAACACAUGGUCUUGGUCCUGCUGUUAUAAAGGGCACUUUUGCAUUAGUUGAUGCAUGUCUUAAGGAAAAGAUGAGAGCACUGAAAUCAAAAGUCUCCACAGACGAGUAAGGUUUUACCCCACUUUAUUUAGUACUUCCAUUGUUUCAAAUGCUUGUUUCUUGUUGAUGUUCACUGUUCAGCAGUACAAAAAAUAAAAUA
Sinocyclocheilus grahami is the source of this 699-nucleotide messenger RNA. RefSeq lists its product as uncharacterized. Lineage: Eukaryota; Metazoa; Chordata; Actinopteri; Cypriniformes; Cyprinidae. The record is from RefSeq and is a predicted model, not a curated record. The transcript is spliced from 6 exons. The coding region runs from base 1 to 609 and encodes 202 amino acids.